This is a messenger RNA of Aspergillus clavatus NRRL 1, 3219 nucleotides long. Its product is annotated as exportin CRM1. Gene Ontology annotation, cellular component: cytoplasm; nucleus. Gene Ontology annotation, molecular function: nuclear export signal receptor activity; small GTPase binding. Bases 1 to 3219 code for a protein of 1072 amino acids. NCBI's taxonomy places the organism in Eukaryota, Fungi, Ascomycota, Eurotiomycetes, Eurotiales, Aspergillaceae. Gene Ontology annotation, biological process: ribosomal small subunit export from nucleus; ribosomal large subunit export from nucleus; protein export from nucleus. The record is from RefSeq and is a predicted model, not a curated record. The transcript is spliced from 11 exons.
AUGUCUGUUUCCAUACAAGAGUUGGACAACACUGUCCGCGCCUUCUACGAGGGCAAAGGAGAUCUGCAAAAACAAGCCCAGCAAACGUUGACAGAAUUCAAGCAAAACCCCGAUGCUUGGUUGAUUGUGGGCAAUAUUCUCCAGGAAUCAUCGUACCCCCAGACUAAAUACCUCGCCCUUCAAGUUCUUGACGAUGUGAUCAUGACACGAUGGAAAGUAUUACCGAGAGAGCAGUGUCUGGGAAUCCGCAACUUCAUCGUCAAUUUCAUCAUCGAAAAUUCGAAAUCGGAAGAAAAGCUCAGAAGCGAACGCGCGUUUUUGAACAAACUCAACCUGGUUCUUGUUUCAAUUCUCAAGCAGGAGUGGCCUCACAACUGGCCAACGUUCAUCAAUGAAAUUAUCUCGUCUUGUCAUACAAGUCUCUCUAUCUGCGAAAACAACAUGGCUAUCCUUCGCCUGUUAUCGGAGGAGGUGUUUGAUUUCUCACAGGAUCAGAUGACCUCUGUGAAGGCCCGAAACCUCAAGACUUCAAUGACGCAGGAAUUUUCCUCGAUUUUUCAAUUGUGCUCCGAGGUGUUGAAUACAGCAAACCAGCCGAGCCUUGUUAAAGCCACAUUGGAAACUCUUCUUCGAUUUCUCAACUGGAUUCCUCUGGGAUACAUAUUCGAAACACCUAUCAUUAAUACGCUCUUAACGCGUUUUCUCGACGUUCCUGAAUUUCGAAAUGUGACACUGAAAUGCCUCACCGAGAUUGGAGGGUUGCAAAUUGGCAAUCCCUACAAUUAUGAUGAGAGACUAGUCCAGAUGUUCACUGAGACCUUGACGAUAGUUUCAAAAACCAUUCCCCUCUCGAUGGACCUGAAGCAAACCUAUGCGAAGAGCAAUUCAAGGGAUCAAGAGUUUGUUCUCAAUCUGGCCUUGUUUCUCUCGAGCUUUUUCAGUGCUCAUUUGAAUCUCAUCGAAAAAUUACCGAACCGGGACUACCUUACACAUGCUCACUUUUAUCUCAUCCGUAUCAGUCAGAUCGAUGAUAGAGAGGUUUUCAAGAUUUGCUUGGAAUACUGGAUCAGACUUGUCCAAGAGCUGUACGAAGAAAUGCAGCAGCUUCCAAUUACGGACAUUAAUCCUCUUGUUAGCAUGGGUGUCAGUGGCUUGUCUAAUGGAGGAGCACCACAUCCUAGCACUCUUGCUAACUAUCCCCUCCGCAAGCAUAAGUAUGAGGAGGUUUUGUCCAACUUGCGUACAGUGAUGAUUGAGAAAAUGGUUCGGCCAGAAGAGGUUCUGAUUGUUGAGAAUGACGAAGGCGAAAUUGUGCGCGAGUUCGUCAAAGAAAGCGAUACGAUUCAACUUUACAAGACAAUAAGGGAAUGCUUGGUCUAUCUGACACAUCUUGACGUUGUUGACACGGAGAAUAUCAUGAUCGAGAAAUUGGCCAAACAGGUUGAUGGAUCCGAAUGGUCCUGGGCCAAUUGCAAUACCCUUUGCUGGGCGAUUGGUUCGAUUUCAGGAGCCAUGAAUGAAGAGACAGAAAAACGCUUCCUUGUCACCGUGAUCAAGGACCUUUUGGGCCUCACAGAAAUGAAGCGCGGAAAAGACAACAAAGCUGUUGUUGCCAGUAACAUCAUGUAUAUUGUAGGGCAGUAUCCUCGCUUUCUGAAGGCUCAUUGGAAAUUUCUGAAGACGGUUGUGAACAAAUUAUUUGAAUUUAUGCAUGAGACGCAUGAAGGUGUCCAGGAUAUGGCUUGUGAUACAUUCAUCAAGAUCGCCAAUAAGUGCAGGCGGCAUUUUGUUGCUCUGCAGCCUGGUGAAAAUGAGCCAUUCAUUGAGGAGAUCGUGCGCAAUAUGAGAAAGAUCACAUGUGAUCUCUCCCCGCAGCAAAUUCAUACUUUUUACGAGGCAUGCGGCUACAUGAUCUCUGCCCAAGGUCAAAAGGGCCUUCAAGAUCGCUUGAUCGAGAACUUGAUGUCCCUCCCCAAUUCGGCCUGGGAUGCUAUCAUAUCCCAGGCGAAUCAGGAUCCGUCAAUUCUUCAAGAUGGUGAAACAAUCAAAAUUAUCGGGAAUAUUAUGAAGACAAACGUGGCGGCUUGUUCCUCUAUUGGAACCUAUUUCUAUUCUCAAAUUGGUCGCAUCUAUCAUGACAUGCUGAAUAUGUAUCGUGCUUCCAGCCAACUCAUAAAUGACGCCGUUGCGCACGAUGGUAAUAUUGCGACGAAGACACCCAAAGUUCGGGGGCUCAGGACCAUCAAGAAGGAAAUCCUGAAACUUAUCGACACUUACGUGCAGAAAGCUGACGACCUGGAAAUGGUGAACGCAAACAUGGUCCCGUCCCUCCUCGAGGCUGUUCUGGUAGAUUAUAAUCGGAAUGUCCCCGACGCCCGGGAAGCAGAGGUCUUGAACGUCAUGACGACAAUUAUCCACAAACUACACAGCCUCAUGGAGGACAAGGUGCCGUUGAUCAUGGAGAGCGUUUUUGACUGCACUCUCGAGAUGAUCAACAAAGACUUCCAUGAAUAUCCGGAGCACCGUGUACAGUUUUUCAAGCUACUCCAAGCAAUAAAUCUCUAUUGUUUCCCAGCCCUACUCAAACUUGAUGCCACGCAAUUCAAGUUUGUGAUCGAUUCUUGCAUGUGGGCUAGUAAACACGACAAUCGUGAAGUGGAGAACACUGGCCUUACAAUGUGCCUUGAGUUGAUGAACAACAUGGCUGAGACUGAUACGCAAACAUCGUCGAUCUUCUUCCGUCAAUUCUACAUCCCGAUCUUGCAAGAUGUAUUUUUCGUCCUCACAGACAGUGAUCAUAAAGCAGGAUUCAAGUCUCAGGCAAUGCUGUUAUCACGUAUGUUCUAUUUUAUCGAAUCGGGCAAAGUGCAGGAUCCUAUUUAUUCCCCUGAGCAAGCACCACUGGGAACAUCCAACAAAGACUUCUUGCAAGAAUAUGUCGCAAACCUCCUGCAGACUGCCUUCAAGAAUCUUCAAGAGGUGCAAAUCAAGCAGUUUGUAAUCGGCCUGUUCACCUUUAACGAUGACUUUAACAAAUUCAAAACUCAUUUGCGGGACUUCCUGAUCUCUCUGAAAGAAUUCGCUGGCGACAAUGCCGAGCUUUAUGCAGAAGAGAGAGAGCAGGCCCUGCGAGAUGCACAAGCUGCUGAAAGAGACCGCGCAAUGAGAGUUGGAGGUCUUCUGAAGCCGUCUGAGAUGGACCAGGAGGAUGAGCUCUGA